Messenger RNA from Spea bombifrons (plains spadefoot toad), 1214 nucleotides. It is a transcript of the gene HMGCL, whose product is annotated as 3-hydroxy-3-methylglutaryl-CoA lyase. The coding region runs from base 49 to 1044 and encodes 331 amino acids. Gene Ontology annotation, biological process: ketone body biosynthetic process; L-leucine catabolic process. Lineage: Eukaryota; Metazoa; Chordata; Amphibia; Anura; Pelobatidae. Gene Ontology annotation, molecular function: hydroxymethylglutaryl-CoA lyase activity. The transcript is spliced from 9 exons. The record is from RefSeq and is a predicted model, not a curated record.
CAUACCGGAAGCGGAAGUUGGAGUUUGCAGGUUGUUACUGGAAGGACCAUGAUAGCAGUUACUGCAAGGAGAGCUGUACCCUGGGGUUUGGGUGCAAGGCGGGUACCCGCAGCUGUCUUGCGCCAGAUCAGUUCCUUACCCAAUUACACAUUACCAAAAGAGGUGAAAAUUGUGGAGGUUGGACCACGCGAUGGACUGCAAAAUGAAAAGGCAAUUGUUCCUACUGAAGUUAAGGUCCAGCUAAUUAACAUGUUGUCUGAAGCAGGACUGCAAUCAAUAGAGGCAACCAGCUUUGUGUCUCCGAAAUGGGUACCUCAGAUGGCAGAUCAUGUGAGUGUGAUGCAGGGGAUUAAGAAGUUACCUAAUGUCACUUACCCAGUCCUAACACCAAAUCUCACAGGAUUUCAGUCUGCGGUCAAGUGUGGUGCUAAAGAAGUUGCCAUUUUUGGAGCAGCAUCUGAGCUCUUUAGCAAGAAAAAUAUUAACUGUUCUAUAGAGGAAAGUUUGCAAAGAUUCCAAGCAGUAACAGCUGCAGCAAAAGAAGCAAAAAUCCCUGUACGAGGGUAUGUGUCUUGUGUUCUUGGUUGUCCGUAUGAAGGGAAGGUAUCGCCCAGUAAAGUGGCUGAGGUGGCACACAAGAUGUUUUCUAUGGGCUGCUAUGAGAUCUCUCUUGGUGACACUAUUGGAGUGGGGACACCAGGCAGCAUGCGGGACAUGUUGUCUGCUGUACUAGAUGUGAUCCCAGCUAAAGCUCUGGCUGUACAUUGCCACGAUACUUAUGGGCAGGCUCUGGCAAAUAUAUUAGUGGCUUUACAGAUGGGAGUAGAGGUGGUGGAUUCCUCCAUAGCAGGUCUUGGAGGAUGUCCUUAUGCACAAGGAGCAUCAGGGAAUGUGGCCACAGAAGAUGUAGUUUACAUGCUUCAUGGUCUUGGUAUUCACACGGGUGUUGAUUUAAGUAAGCUGAUCGAAGCUGGAGCUUUUAUCUGUAAAUCUUUGGGAAGGAAGAGCAACUCCAAAGUGGCCCAGGCAAAGUGCAAACUUUGACCAUAUGCUCAUCAGUUUUUCCAUAAGGGACUCCUGUAAGGAGCAUGAACAACAAGAAGCGUAUUUGUUUCUGGGAAUACGUAGUUUCCGUGACCAGCUUAAUUUCAGUGUGCUUGUCUUGUUUUAUAAGCAACUAACUACUCUUCUACCUCCAGAAAUGACAAAAGAAA